Molecule: messenger RNA, 737 nt
Organism: Cladocopium goreaui
Lineage: Eukaryota; Dinophyceae; Suessiales; Symbiodiniaceae
Source: the annotation of a GenBank genome assembly
CAAACCCAGCCGUGCACUGCUACAAUGGCUCCGGCGGUGUCGCGACCGCCGUCCCGGUCCUCCCAAGUCUCCAGCGACGGUGAGGGUGACGACAUGGGCAGGCGCCCGUCUUCUCAGUGCGUUACGCCGCGUGUGGAGGGCACUGGACGCAGUGGAAGCCCCGUGCACCGGGCCAACCUGCCAUUCUCCCAGCAGAGCUCCCAACAACGUGUUCUUCCCUUGCACAAGCCCUAUGAAAACCUCAAGCAGUUCAUGAAUGGCGAAGCGUUCGGGCCAUGUCUAAGCGAUCCAAAUGUGAAAGAAACCGAGUCCAGGCCUUGCAAGCUGAGCUCUAUGUUUGUUCGUGGCUUCUCCAGAGGAGUUUGAAGAUUUAGGAAAGGAAUUGCACAGCCAGGAUAGUGAAACGACAUGAAACAACCUUGGCUUGAACGAUCUUGAACGCCUUGGAGCCAUUGGUUGGAAUGUCAUAUUUUAUAAUUGACCUAUAUUGGUCGAAUUUGGCAACAUGCUUCCCUGAGUGAAAAGUGAAUGGGAACCCCGAAAGAAUUGUAGAGAAGAAAGCCGCUCUAAUUGGAUCAUGAAGAGAGCCACUCAGGACACUCCAGUAACGCCAGAACACCCAAAGGCCACUUUCUUUUUUGCAUUGUUUGAUUCUUUUUGCAAAAUUAGAUCUGCACUGGGAGCAUCAGAGAUCCGCCGGAAAGCCAGGAUGUUUGAAUGUUGUGCUCAGGUUUUCU